Messenger RNA from Sarcophilus harrisii (Tasmanian devil), 9682 nucleotides. RefSeq names its product cyclic AMP-dependent transcription factor ATF-7. The transcript is spliced from 11 exons. Gene Ontology annotation, molecular function: cAMP response element binding; DNA-binding transcription factor activity, RNA polymerase II-specific. Bases 6045 to 7400 code for a protein of 451 amino acids. NCBI's taxonomy places the organism in Eukaryota, Metazoa, Chordata, Mammalia, Dasyuromorphia, Dasyuridae. The record is from RefSeq and is a predicted model, not a curated record. Gene Ontology annotation, biological process: regulation of transcription by RNA polymerase II.
UUAUUCCUUCACUUUGCAUCAGUUCAUACAAAUCAUUAUAGUCAUCCUUUCUUUACAUUGUAACAAUAUUCCAUUACAUUCAUGUGCCAUAAUUUAUUUAACUAUUCCUUGGUUUGAAGGGCAUUGUAGAUAUCUCUUUUCAGUCUUUAUGCUCACUGUGAUGGAAAUAGGCAAUGGUGACUGGGAUGGGGAAAACUAAGAGAGGGUUAGCAUUUUGCCUAAAAAAUAGCCAGUGAUUUCAGCUGCAGAACAAGUGACAGAACCCAAGAUUUUUAUCUUCCAAUGUGGUAGUUUUGCCAUAUGUCCUUUGGAACUUCUAGUAGGAUCAUAAGAUGAUAGAUUUAGUAGUAUUCUGUGGAAGACAAUUUAUUUUUGAGGGCAGGUAUUUAGCAAAUUAGGUAAAUUUUUUUCUUCCUUAGUCCUAUCUGCAAGAAGUUCAUAUGUAACUAUAUAAAUCAUGCCCAGGAAAUAAAGAAGAAUUAGUGCUCCAAUUCCAUGAUCAAGAACUCUGAAAUUCCUUUAUUUAAUCAUUUCCUAAUAUUUUGCUUCUUUUGUCCCGCUUUUCUAUCCCUAUAACUAAGGUGAAAUUAUUCUCUUUCUAAAUGGGCAGCUUUUCUUCAUUGUCGAAUUUGAUAAUCUUUUCUCGGUCCUCAUCCUUCCUGACUUUUCUACAGCAUUUGAUACUGGAGACCACUUUCUUAAUGGAUGUUUAGUUUUCCAUAACACUGCUCUAUUCUAGUUCUCCUCCCUGUCUGGAUCUCUUAUAGUCUCCCUUGCUAUAUCAUCAUUAUCUAUGUCAUACCCACUAAUUGUGGGUAUACUCUUAAGGUCACAGACCUUCUCAUUUCUCUUUAUAGUCUCUCUCUUGGUGAUGUCAUCAGCUCUCCAGAUUCAGUUAUCUCUAGGCAUAUAAAUUCCCAAUCUACUUACACAAUCCUACUCUCUUAGUUGAACUCCAAUAUAUAUCACAAAGUGCUUGUUGCACAUUUCAAACUGAGUAUCUUACAGGGUUUUCAAACUCAGCAUCCCAAACAGAACUUAUCUUUCCUACAAAUUUAUGCCUUUCCAAAUCUUUCUGACACUACAGGAUACCACCAUCCUUCUAGUCAUUCUUCACUCUUACACCAUUUACCUAACCAGUUGCCAAAGCUUGUUAACUGCUUUUGAGAUCACAUUUGAACUCAAGUCCUCCUGAUUUCAAGGCCAAUGCUCUUAUCUAUUAUGUAACCUACAUUUCUCUUGAUUCUUUUUCCACAUUAUCGCCUAUGUAUGUCCCCUUCUUUUCUGCUUACACAAUCACCACCCUAGGUUAGGCCUUCAUAACCUCUGGACUGGACUUACUCUCUAAUUUAGUGUCUCUUUCUCAAGUCUUCUUCACUCUAAUCUAUCUUUAUCUUCCACCUAGCCAUCAAAAUGUUUUUCCUAAAAUGCAGGAUAAUAGACAGUACUUGGAAUGGUUACCUUUUAUCUCUAAGAUCAGUUAUAAACACCGUUAUUUAAAACUCUUCACAACCUGGUCUUCUGCCUUUUUAAUCUUUUUACCUGCACUUUCUACUUUUGUGUUUCUCACAUAGAACACUUAAUCCCCUGACCUUGUCUCCUUUGUAUUGGCUGUCUCCUAUGCCCAGAAAGUUGUUCUUUACCUCUCCCUUUUGAAAUCCCUGGUUUUCCUUUAAAACUCCACAAAAGUGCCACUUUAUACAUUAAGUAUUUCCUAACUACCCCUCUUCCCUCCAAUCUCCCUACAAUUGUAAUGUUCCCCCUUCCAAAAUUUUCAUGAUUUCAUUUUGUUAUGUUCUCUGAAUAUACUUAUAGAUGUACAUGUUGCCUCCUCCCUUAUAAUGUCAGCUAUUUGAGAGUAAGAAUUAUUUGACUUUGUGUAUCCCCAGUGCUUAGUAAAAGCCUAUAACAUAAUAGGAGUUUAAUAAUUGCUUGUUGUUUGCUUCUUUGAUUUUUGGAAUCCCUUGUUAUCUAUGGGUACAGCACAACAUUUUGAAUGCAACUCCAAAAACCAGUCUUAUCAGGGAUUUCCUGAUAAAAAUGAUGAAAUUCAUUGUCUUUUCCUCAAAUCUCCUACCAGCAGAGGGGGUGUUUUCCAUCCCCUUUUCUCUUUUCCUUUUGGUUUGGUUUAAAGAACAAUACACCAAAUUUUUAGUUACCUACCAGAUCUGUGAUCCUGUCCCUUUUUUUCUACUGUUACAAAAUCUUAUAUUUGCCAAAUUUACUUAUAUGAUAUCUUCAUCAUAAUUGGCUCUUCAUGCUUUUUUUCUCCCAAACAUAAUCUUCCAGCUGAUACAGCAGAUUAAAAAUGGCCAGUGUGCUUCCUAUGCCUGGUUAGCAUUGUUUCCUUAAUGCAGAUUGACUUGCUCAGCAGUAACGUUUUGUCUGCAGCCCUUGUUAGAAUCUUCUCUGUGUGUGGAUUCAUAACACAUCUGUGUGUAUGUCUACAACACUGUAUAAAUAAUAAUAAGUAAUCACCAGAUGGCCCAUAACUGCUCCUCUGGACCCGUCAGGUCUCUUGAAGCUGUUAGUAAAGUCUUUUGGCGUUUUGCGGGGGAAAACUUGUCAUAGAUUUAUUUGUAAAAAAAUUCAAACUCACAACUGGGUGUUUAGAACUAGCUAUUGCUGUCUGUGUUGUAAAUAUUUAACAGGCUUUGCACAGUGACAAGUAAAAGCGCCAUUAUUACCCACAUACAGUGACUGCAGAGCUCUUCUCUCUUAGCCAUUUAGAAGGGAGACAAGGGGGGAGGGAGGAAAAGAGAAAAGGCAGAUUUUUUUUUUUUUUACUGAUUGAGAAAAAAGAAAAUUAAAUUUUAUAAGAAGAAGCUAUUCCCCAGUAGAGAAAUGAUCAAAAGAUAAUAGUUUUCAAAGGAAGAAUUCAAGCUAUCAAUAACCAUGUUUUUAAAAAAAAUGUUCCACAUCAUUAAAAUUUGAGAAAUGUAACUUAAAGCAACUCUGAGUUUCUACCUCAAAACCAUUAGAUUGGCAAAGUUGACCCCCAAAAAUGACAACUUUUGGAAGGACUAUGGGUAAAUGUUCAUUAUUAUUCUUGGUAAAAUUGAAUUUGUCUAGCUACAUUACAGAAAUGUUGGAACUAUGCCUGAAAAGUUACUAAACUGUUUGUACCUUUGAACCCAAUAUUAUCUCUGCUAGACCUGUACUCUCAUUUCAUCCAAAAGAAAGCUACUAAAUAAAAAUUCAAGAGUAAUUAAGUUGGCAUAAUUCUGUUUAUUUAAGCAUGUUUUGCAUAUCUGAGUAUAUCCCACAAGGGAUUUAAAAAAAAAAAAAGGAAAAGAGCCCAUAUAUAUAAAAUUGUAGUUCUUUUCAUAGUAACCAAAUAUACGUAACUAAAGAGUUAUCUUCCUAUUGGAGAAUAGUUAGACAAAUGGUAAUGUAAGAAUGUAAUGGAAGAUUAUUGCAACAUAAGAAAUGUCAAAAUUGAUGGUUUCAAUGGAAAUUGGGAAGACCUCUUUGAACUGAUGAAGAGUGAAAUGAACAGAGCUUGGAGAACACUUUAUAUAAUAAUGACAUAAUAGACUUUUUCAAAUUCUUAUCAGUGCAUUGAUAAAGCAUGAGUCCAGAAAACUAAAGAUGAAAUACUCUAUUUACCUCCUGCCAGAGGUAAUAGACUCAUAGUACAAAAUGAGAUGUAUAUUUCUUGGAAAUGGCCGUGUGGGAAUUUGUUUUGAUGGACUGUGCAUAUUUGUUAUGAAGGUUUUGUUUUUGUUGACUCCCUAACCCUAGGACUUGGUAGGAGAAAGAGAAAACAGACUUUUGUUGAUUGAAAAAAAAAAAAAAAAUUAAAAAAAAAAAACAGAAGAAAACCAAUAAGUUUUAUACUGUGAAUAAGGUAUAAAUGGUUCUCCAUGGAAGACCAUUUGUAAGGUGAAGAAAGGGAACUUUAGCAUUCGACUCAAGAAACUGUGACUCUAACCAAUUUUUUAUCCAUGUACCAAUGGCUAACAUAAAACAUUCAAGCUCUUUUAAAUUGAACUAAAUAAUGAAAACCAAGACGUUUUUCCUCAUAGUUUGUUUAGUCAUAUUUCUGAGUCUUUACAUCCAAAUUACCAACCUUUUUGAAAGGAAGGUUGCACAUAUAAACAAAUAUAAGCCUAGAAUAGUAGGCCUUUGGGUCUCAUCUGAAAUGUGAAAACAUAUACUGUUUCAUGACAUUUCCUUUACAGCAAAUGAUUGCUUUCAUUUUUUUUUUACUUUUUUUUAUUGGCAGAUUUUCAUGGCAGAUAGUUCUGUAGAAAGGUUGGAUUUGGGUUUUUGUUUUUAAUCUUUUUUUCUAUUGUCUUUUGGUAAUUUUCUGUGAAAUAAUUGCACAGCUCUUAUCUCAUUGGAUCAAUGCUUUGAUGGCUAUACAGAAUCUUGCUUUUUCAUUUAAAAUAUGUUCUGCUCAAAUAUGACUGAAUUUUUUCAGAAACUUAACCAUAAUUGUCCCCAAUUCCUUCAGUGGUUUUUUUUUUUUUUUUCAUAAGAUAACUAAAAUGAAUGUUAAAACAGGAAUUGAGUGUCCUAACCCUCAGCGUUAGUUUUAGUUCUCUUUUUGUCAGUUUAGAUUUAGAUGUAUUUAAUCCCCAGAGGAAUUGUUCUUUAAAUCAUAGCACAACGGCUAUUUCUUUCACAUCAGGAUAUGCAGUAAGCAUCUCUUUCGAAACCUCACUUUUGGAGAAACAACAUAGAAAUCAAAAAAGAGAAAUGCUAUUAAAGUUUGUACUAUGUGGCAUUUGGAUUUUUUAGAUUUCUUAUCUCCUACAGUCAUACUGGGAAUUAGACAAGAGGAGGAAAAGGACUUUCAAGAAUUUUGGAGAAAUUACUAAUGCUUGGGGUAUUAUCCUCUUGUCAGGAUGCAUUUAUGUUUCAUUAAGAAUUAUUUGAUGCAAUGGAAAAUUUAUUUCUGUUGGUCUCUCCAGGUGUCUCCCCAGGUGAAAUGCCACACGAAUAUCCCAGAGUUGCAGAUUCUGCCAUCAUAUAAAAAACUAAACUGAUUUUUCCUGAAAUUCUACUCUGAAAUGAUCACACUGAUUAUGUCAAAGCCUAAGUAAAUAUGGCUCCAUCUUUGUAUCUCAUGUUGAGUUUGCAAGUCCCAGGUUUGGAAAAAAAGAAAUCUUUGAAACCAUUUGCCUUUAAAAAAAAAAAAAAAAAAAAUUUGCACGGAUCUGUUUAGAGACUUGAGAAUAAAUUUGUAGUCUUACCCUAUCAUCUAAGUCAUCAUGGAAAAGCAACUUACUAUGUGCUAGAUUGGCCUUCAUUCUCAAAGACACGGCUUCUGGAAGAGCCAUUUGCAUUAAACCAGAAAUAAUUAUUGGAGCAUAGAAGGGAUAGCAGUUUCUUAUUUCCAUAGACCAGUUUUUCUUUGGUUUUAGGCAAUUAUCUCUUUGUUCCUUAAGGGGAUGGGGGGAAUCCAGUUAUCACAUAGAUUGGUACUUGUACAGCAUGGUCAUGAAGUUUGUUUGUAAAGGGCAAGCUAUCCUUUUAUCCAGUGAGAAAGACAUUAUUACUAGCAAUGAGACUGAACUUUACUGCUAGUGGGUUUUUCUGAAAAGCUCAGUGCAAGCAUUCUCUCUUCUGGGAGAUAAGACAUUUGUUUCAUUUGGGCAUUCCAGUAAUGCCAGUAAUCCAGUAAGAUGUUACUGUUUAAGUUUCUUCUUUCUCUCUCCUUUUUGUCAAUUUUCACAUGUAAAUCAUAUGCCCUCCUCUGAGCUGUUUCUUUCUUCUUUGCCCUGGCUUCUUGGUUCUUUUGUUUCAUCAUUAAUGUUGUCAUAGAUGUGAAUUUCCAACAGCACUCUGAUCAACAUUCUUCUUUAAAAAAAAAGGUUGUGAGCAUAUUAACGAUGUUUUAUGAGGGGAUGAGUCUGCUACACAACCAGCACCUGAUUGAGAAUGAGCAUAUAUAGACACUUUAGUGGCUUAGGGUUCUUGUCAGUCCAGCUCCUUUGUUGUCACCUCAUAUUUCAAGAGGUAUACUUGGGUGAAUAUGUCAUUGGAAGAGAUUUACAAACGAGGACCACCUGGCGGUUCAUAAACACAAGCAUGAGAUGACAUUGAAAUUUGGCCCAGCCCGGACAGACUCAGUCAUCAUUGCAGAUCAGACCCCUACCCCUACCCGAUUCUUGAAGAAUUGUGAAGAGGUGGGACUCUUCAAUGAACUAGCCAGCUCCUUUGAGCAUGAGUUCAAGAAAGCUGCAGAUGAUGAUGAGAAAAAGCAGGCUGCUGGGCCCUUGGAUAUGUCCCUGCCUUCCACCCCAGAUGUAAGAAUCAAAGAGGAAGAGCCAGUGGAGGUAGACUCAUCCCCCUCUGAUAGCCCUGUCUCCAGUCCCCACUCCCCACCAGUAAAGAAGGAGGUCACCUCCAAGCCCGCUGUAAUCUCCACCCCCACACCCACCAUUGUUCGACCAGGAUCUCUGCCUCUCCAUCUGGGCUAUGAUCCACUUCACCCAACCCUCCCCUCCCCAACCUCUGUCAUCACACAGGCUCCACCUUCCAACAGGCAGCUGGGGUCCCCCACUGGCUCCCUCCCUCUUGUCAUGCACCUUGCUAAUGGACAGACCAUGCCUGUGCUGCCAGGGCCUCCAGUACAGAUGCCUUCUGUUAUAUCGCUGGCCAGACCCAUCUCCAUGGUCCCCAACAUUCCUGGUAUUCCUGGUCCACCAGUCAAUAGCAGUGGUUCAGUCUCUCCCUCUGGUCUGCCUUUACCUUCAGAAGCCAAGAUGAGACUAAAAGCCACUCUGACCCAUCAAGUCUCUUCCAUCAAUGGUGGUUGUGGAAUGGUGGUGGGCACUGCCAGCACCAUGGUGACCGCUCGCCCAGAACAGAGCCAGAUACUCACUCAGCACCCUGAUGCCCCAUCCCCUGCUCAGCCACAGGUCUCCCCAGCUCAGCCCACCCCUAGCACUGGGGGUCGGAGGCGACGCACAGUAGAUGAGGAUCCUGAUGAGCGACGACAGCGUUUCCUUGAACGCAAUCGUGCAGCAGCCUCUCGGUGCCGGCAGAAGCGCAAACUCUGGGUGUCCUCCCUGGAGAAAAAGGCAGAGGAACUCACAUCCCAGAAUAUCCAACUGAGUAAUGAAGUUACAUUACUGCGCAAUGAGGUAGCUCAGUUGAAACAGCUGCUGUUAGCACAUAAAGAUUGCCCUGUCACUGCACUACAAAAGAAGACCCAAGGGUACCUUGCAGAAAGCCCCAAGGAGAGCUCAGAACCAACGGGUUCCCCAGCUCCAGUGAUCCAGCACAGCUCAGCAACAGCUGCUAGCAAUGGCCUCAGCGUCCGCUCCGCCGCCGAAGCCGUUGCCACGUCAGUCCUCACUCAGAUGGCCAGCCAAAGGACAGAACUGAACAUGCCCAUACAGUCGCAUGUGAUCAUGACCCCACAGUCCCAGUCUGCGGGCAGAUGAUGCCUCCCCCAGCGGAGAGGUCCCUGGCCAGAACUCGCCCACCCAAAACCUGAGAGAGACAUCAUCCCUUCUCCUCCUACCUGCCUUGCACAUGGGAUGGCAGCAGGGAAAUUGUGUUUUAAGUGAGUAAAGGACAGUUACGGAGCUAUUCUGUUCAUCUGCAUGGGUCAUACACAUCUGGCCUAUGUAUUCUAAGGGACUUCUAGCCCCAAAGCAUCCAGUCACUCCCCACCUAACACCCCAAGGUGGUUUCUCAUCCUUUUGCAAAAAGUCUUCCUCAGUGGUGGAAAUAACACCUCUUCAAGCCCCUUGUAGUGUUCACAUGCCCAUCUGUUUAACACUAACCUGUCUGCCACCAGAUUGGGAGAUUCCUUCUACCCACCCAGCUGUAGCAGUCACCCUUUCGAGCCUGAGCAGCAUGCGGACGUCAGGCUGCCUGGAGAACAAGGGGAGGGCCCAACUGGAGCGCAUUGUCCCAUCUAGCUCCUUUCCUGGGCUCAUGGUAUCUCUGGACCAAGAGCCCAGCUUGGUCCCCCAAAACCACCAGCAUCUUCCUUCUCCCAUCACUACCAGUUCAAACAUUUCUCUGUUAAGAAUCUUGGGGUUGCCCAAGUGGGCUUUCCUUUUCAUCUCCUCACUAAGCCCUGGCACCCUCAUUUUGUGGCCUUAAAUUGUUAAGUCUUACCUUGCAAUGGGAAGGGAGAGGAUUCCAGAGCUAAUUUCUUGUUUCCCCCCCCAUACUUCAGCUCUAAUUGUUGGAACAUGAUGGAGCCAUAUAUGUCUACAGAAGAUGCAAUUUAAAACUUUUUCCACAAAGUCCUUAAGAUGUUAGCUUCUCUAUCUUUUGCAGCAGCCAACUGGCCGAUUUGCAUGUGCCUGUCUGCAUCUCUGCUGAUUUCUCCCCCUCUCCCUUCAUGUCCAAAUGAUUCUCUCUAACUCUCCUCCCAUAAAAAGCAGCCCAGCUCCAUGUUUACAGAAAGCUGUGUUUUCUAAAUUGUUUCUCAUCCUUCCCCAUUUUUCAGCCUCACAUAUCCUCUGAAAUACCCACCAUACUUAGAUUCUACCUUCUGACUGCAUCACCAUCUGCCCAGGCCAGCUUCCUCCCUGGUCAUUGCCCAGCUGUGUCUGCCUUCCCUUCUCAGGGGCCCAGAGAAGCCGGGGCUGCUGUAGUUGCCUUGAGUACAGUACAGUGUUGUCCCAGGAGGGUACCGGCUGCUUAGGAAACCUCCUCCUUUCUCAGGUAGGGUUAGAUUGAGAGAAGGAAUCCCCUCCCUCUGAGCCUCUUGUGUGACUUAUAGUCUUCCCUGCAUUAACUAUGCAAUACUGCCUUGGGGCCAAAGGCAGCCCCUCGCUCCCCACGACAGCCCAGCAGCAGCCGCCUGCUGGCCUGGAACCCACUCACCUUGUCAUCAAAAACAGCGGCCACAGAGAGCCAGGAUGAUACUUGACACUUUCUCCUCAGAUAACACAAACCAGGCCUCCGUUCAGGGGCCACAAUCUGCUCCUUUUUUGAACUCUCAGAAAUUUUUCAGGCCCAUAUCCGAGAAAGCCAACCCGUAGUAUGGAGAGGAAGAAGAGAAAAGCACCUUUUUCCCUUUCUCAUGGUCCUGGGGCCAAGGAUCCUACCAGGACAAUGGCUGUGGGAGCCAGUGGCAACCUCGGGCUCCUCAUCUCUCCUGACUCGGCCUUCAGCACAGCUCACCUGCACCGGCCCUUCAGCAAGGGCCUUUGAGGCCCUUUUUUCUACCUUGGGAUUUUCUGUUUUGUUUUUCUUUCAGCUUAGCACUGACAGCCAUGGCUGCCGGCUGCCUUUUAUGGCUCCUAAGGAGCUCCAUUGACCCUGUAUGGCUACCCUUGAAAAAUGUUUUUAAAAUUGAAGAUUUUACCAAAGAAGAGGGGGUAGCUUCUCUCCUAUCUCCAUUUUGGAAGUUUGGAGGUAGAACAUUACUAGCCUUUCCCUCCCCCCAGGUUCAUCCCCAAAUUCUGGCAUCUGUACUUUAUUAGCUCAAGAAAAGCACAUGCAGAGUAGGGAACACUGCGGCCCCUCACAGCCUCCUGGUUCUUUCUCCUUCUUACCCUUCUCCCAGAAACCACCCCAGAAUUGGGGAAUAGGGAGCAGGAGUGGCUGCUUACCCCAAAGCUUUCCCCUUAGCCUGUGGGAAUUCAUUUUGCCAUCGCAACCGCUGUCAUCAUCUUAGCAAGAGGACCUGAGAUCGCCUCAAGUUUCCAUGACCGUCCAGGACAGGACCCCCACCCCAGACAGCUGUCUCACAUAAGGACCA